ACCGUCGCCGUCGCCGCCGCCACCGACGCCAGCACUGUGUCGUCAUCGCGCCGCCGAAACCACCACCGACAGAACGCAACCGACUGCCCACCGAGGAGAAAGCACUCUGCGUGGCAAAAUAAGUACGGUCGAACUCACGUCACGUCAUCAUGAAGUGGUUCACUUCGUUGGUCUUGUCGGUCGCGGUGGCGGUGGCCGUCACGCAUAUGGCGCACGGGCUGCCCGCCCCCGGUAAGGCGGACGCUGCCAAGAUCCAAAAGAACAUGGCCAAGAAUAAAGCCAAGAAGACGCAGGAAGUACUCCAGUUCGGUAACCAGCAGAACAGACAGGCGGACACCAGAAACUACGCCAGAGCCGAAAAGAGACAGGCACCUGAUGAUCACCACGACCCGGAACCGGUGCCCGAGGUGAACAACGCCCUUGAACACUAUCCCCAGUCAGCCAGACAUGAAAAGAUCACCGACCUCUUUUACAACCCAGAUUCUUACGGUAUUCAAUCACUAGACGCCGAUGACCGUUAUAAAAGGAACGCUUACCACUUCGGCUCACCAGUUAAAAGGAGUGGUUCUAGAGUAUACGGUUCUUAUUUGGACAGCGGACGUGCCAAACGCGACUUGCCUUUUGACCCCGAAGAAUUGCUGGCGUUGAUGUCCAUCCUGGAAGCAAAUAAGGCUCGAGACAAAUCCAGACGUCCCGCACAAAAUUAUGGUCAAAGUUAUGGACAAAGUUAUGGACACGACACAAUUCCGUACGAAGAAAAUGAGAUACCAGAAGAAGAUGACGAAGACGACGUCCAAGAAGUUUGGGAGGAGCGCCCCGUUGUACUGGCCCCGUCGCCGAAAGAUUUCUACAUCAACAACGAGUUCCAGCGCAAGCAGAGAGCUCAACACGGAUCCAAAAAUAAUUAUUUUCAGGGUCUAAACCACUACCAAGAAGAACCGCAGUACUAUAGAUUGUCAGAUUUCUACCGCUAUUACAACUACUAAACAUAAUAAUAUUAUAUAUAUAAUUAUAACAAUAAUAAUUAUAAUAUACGAGUACGGCGAUGCUGUUUCACUCAUCUAGUGGCAUUUAUAUACUUUACCAUCGUCUCUAAUUUAUAAUAAACUUAAAGUUAAUAUAUUAA
Metopolophium dirhodum (rose-grain aphid) is the source of this 1126-nucleotide messenger RNA. RefSeq lists its product as uncharacterized. The coding region runs from base 150 to 986 and encodes 278 amino acids. The transcript is spliced from 8 exons. NCBI's taxonomy places the organism in Eukaryota, Metazoa, Arthropoda, Insecta, Hemiptera, Aphididae. The record is from RefSeq and is a predicted model, not a curated record.